ACGGAGACCGAAUACACUGUUUAUACCCGUGAAUAGACGAGCAGUUGUACGUUGUUUUCAUUCACGAUUCGAUUGAUUUAAUCUAAAUCAGCGAUUAGUGAGUGCGUUUUCCCGCAAAGUAUUGGUGGUGUUUGACGACUGCUUGUGCCAGAGUUUUAAAUCGUGUUGUUUGGGUGAAACAGCACACCAGACCGAAAGAGGAGCCGGGAACAUUGGCCAUAGAUCGAACCUGUUCUGCUGCACGGAACAACAACAACAAACGCUGUAUACCACUUCCCCCAAUACAUUGAAACUAAAAUGUAGUAGUGGGUAGUUAUUCUUGCUUCGCAGUUCAUUCAUAAUCAACGUUGAACGUACAUGUGAAAAUCGCAGCGAUUUUAUGUGAAAUAACAGUCCGAAUACCGUUGUGUGGGGAAUUUCAUGCCCGCCAUGUCAUCUCCACAAAUAGAGCGAGCGAAGACGGCACAUAGGGAAGAAGAGCAGCAUGACAUACAACAGCAACAUGAUACGAUGGUUACGGAGAAGGACAUCAAAUUGCAGGGAUAUCUGAAAAAAUUGAAGACUAUGAAGAAAAAGUACUUCGUUCUCCGAGCCCAGACAAAAUCAGGUCCAGCAAGGUUGGAGUACUACGACAGCGAGAAGAAAUUCCGGGCCAAUGCUGCACCAAAACGAAGUGUUGUGAUCAGUACGUGUUUUAACAUAAACCGAAAAACCGACUCAAAACACAAGUAUGCAUUGGCACUUUAUACAAGGGAUGACUGCUUCACAAUUUUAAUGGAAACCUCUGAAGAGCUUGAAGAAUGGUUAAUGGAAAUGUUCAAGUUACAACAGUCAGGGUCUAAAGAAGGCCUACCUCUCCAACCUGCUUUUGAACACGUUUGGCAGGUGACGUUAAAACCACGUGGUCUCGGAAACAGUAAAAGUCUAACCGGUUCUUACCGACUUUGUCUUACAUCUACAACUGUUAAUUUAGUGAAGAUGAAUGUAGAAAAUGAAGAUAGAGUUUUCCCGCUCAGUAGUAUACGAAGAUGUGGGCACUCAGAUUGUUUCUUUUUCAUGGAAGUCGGUCGUUCAACUGUUACAGGAGCUGGUGAACUCUGGAUGCAAGUGGAAGACACAGUGAUUGCUCAAAACAUGCAUGAAUCCAUUCUUAGUGCCAUGAAAAAUAUGAGUCAUCUUGAUGACGAUAUGCGCCCUCGUAGUCGUAGUACAGGGGCCUCAACUCCAGAUGUCACAAAACCUAUUACUGUACCACGUAGGCCAGGCACACCAGGAAGUAUGGCUUCUCUGAACCGAAGUCGAACACGCUGCGAUAGUAUGCCAGCACAUUCCAGAACACUUGGACCGGGUGGUAAAAUGGAUGACUCAAAAGGGGACCGCAGCCCAGGAAGUAUUUUCAAACUUGGAGGUAGAUUUCGACCACGGACUAGCAGCGAAGGUGACAAACAUUAUCGCAGUAAUCGUCCAGACAGCCCUAGUAAAACAAGAUCUCGAACAAUUGGAAGCCAAGGACGCAGUAACCUGGGAAGUAGUAGACUCCGGCCGUACACUCCCAUAUCACGGUCUGUAUCUCAGCCAAUGUCAAACUCUCCACCCGUUUCUAACAGCCCUUUAAGUGAAAGUCCACAGCAGAGCUCCAGUUUUCCAGACGAGCAUUUCUUCCGUCAUCUUAGCAAUGCUACAGUCAUAUCUCCAGAUGGUAGCCGGACACCGGAAGAAUAUGGUUCCAGUCCCGUUGACCAGCAUUAUCACAGAUAUGGUAGAGUUUCAACCCCAGAUUCACCGAGUAGGACGCCAAUACGCGAAGAAAGCGUAGAAUCAGGUGAUGAUUACAUGCCAAUGUCACCAUCAGCCGUUUCCCAAGGCCAAGCAAUUCCCAAAGUGGCGGCAUCUAAGGAUGGGUACAUGUCAAUGGACCCCCGAACAAAAUCAAUUUCCACUCCAGAAUCUUACGUCAAUAUCUCUCCUGGCAAUAGUACACCAUUGACAGGUGAUAUUGACAUUGCAUACAUGUCAAUGAGUCCACCCGUCACAGCGACAUCCUACAUUAAAGAAUGUUCAACGAAUCAGGAGAGUGGAUCUAAAACCGAGCCUUCCAAUGUAAAAUUGGCCACUCACGAUGAAGGUUACAUGGACAUGGCGCCUGUCGGGGAUGCCAUGCCAAAAAUAGAGCCUUUACAGAUUAAGACAGUAACACCAACUCUAACUCCAAUAGACUCUUACAUGGGUUUUACUCCGGGAAGCAUUGGCAAUGAUACCCAUAAUGCACCAGUCACCCAGUCACCUUCUUACACUAAUGUUGACAUCAAGCCAAAAGUAGUUUAUGCGACGGGCGCAUCUUUGAAAACGCCCAAACAAUUGCCAACACUUGAUACUUAUAUGCCGAUGAGUUACGAAUCACAGAGUGUGGAAAAACAAGUGGAGGAAAGUGCCAACCAACAAACAAUGACAGGGAAGCAUGACUAUAUAAAUAUUGACUUGAGUAAAAAAAAACAGAAUUUAGGUGAUUAUGCUGAAAUGGACAUAGGUCAGGGUCAUAGUUCACAAAAAACAGGCCUCAAGUCAUCACGACCUCAAAGACUACCUCUUCCAGCAGACAGACUUGAGAAAGUUGAAUUAGGAGCACGAAAAUCUCCAAAACUUUCCCCAAGUCUGUCACCUAGGCAACCAAAAGAUUUCAAGAAAAUGUCACACCACCCACCUGAGUACAUAAACAUUGAAAUAGGAACCAAGGACAAGAUGCGCAAAGAUUUGGAGAGUAAGAAUAGAGCAGAAAGGACAAUAAAAAUGUCUGUUCCUCGUCCAAAGGAUAUUCCUCAUCCAGCGGUAACUUCCACACAUUUUCAGUCUACGGCCACAUCGUCAGACAAUUAUUUGAAUGUGGAGGUGCCUAACACAUCGUCAGGCAGUCCAGGUAAACAAAACACCUCUCCACAACCACAGGCAGCUGUCUUAAACUACAUAUCACUUGAUCUAGGACCAAGCGAGGAUGUAGAAGAGAAUGGGCAAAAUCCUUCGCCACAUUCACCACGCUCGCCACUUCGACGCACUUCAGAGAGUGACGACAAAACAGAAAGUGCCUAUGCUAGUAUAGAUUUCACAAAAUCGGAAGUCUUAAAAAAUAUUUCUACCAGUCUACGUGAGACAAGAUUUUGA
Molecule: messenger RNA, 3156 nt
Organism: Saccoglossus kowalevskii
Lineage: Eukaryota; Metazoa; Hemichordata; Enteropneusta; Harrimaniidae
Product: insulin receptor substrate 1-B-like
Biological process (GO): insulin receptor signaling pathway
Cellular component (GO): cytosol; plasma membrane
Molecular function (GO): insulin receptor binding; phosphatidylinositol 3-kinase binding
Source: RefSeq, a predicted model, not a curated record